This is a messenger RNA of Lactuca saligna, 1289 nucleotides long. NCBI's taxonomy places the organism in Eukaryota, Viridiplantae, Streptophyta, Magnoliopsida, Asterales, Asteraceae. The record is from the annotation of a GenBank genome assembly.
AUGGUUUCAGGUUUGAAUCCCAAUGUUGAAAGCAAGGACUUAGGAUGGAAAACAGGCAAUCCUAAAUUCACAACACCCAUUUCCCCAAUUCCUCUUGUUUACUCUAAUUUCAAGUCUAAUCGCAGUGAUCAUAUGGAGAAUUGGAGAAAGAAGGGUAAUAAAUAUACUCAAGAGCCUCCAAGAUUAAAUUCUCAUAAUUAUUACGGAAACCCACCUCUUGGUGGGAAUUCAAAUUGGCAGCAGAGCGUUCCAUCGUGGGAGAGAAGAUUCAUAACAUCCAUCGGAGCAAUGUCAUGGAAGAAGUUUUUGGAAGCAAAAGCUUACGCACAUCUCUAUGAAAACAUAAUGAAGUGGAACGAUUCUGCUGGAGAAGAAGCAUUCCAAACUGCAAAACAUAAUUUCCAUGCACAAAUUCACGGUCUUCCAUGCGACAUUAAACCGCAUAAUCCCGACUUGUAUAUUGAUCAAAUAGAUUGGAAUGAGAAAACCAACCACAAUCUAAUUCUAGACUUGAAUUCCGAUUCCAUGGCUCCCGAUUCCGACAGCAACCGUGAACCGGUUGUGAUCUUUGGGGAUGCCCUCCCGGAUCCAUAUAAAAACUACUCCCCCGCGGGUUGGGGAGUUGAAAGCAAAACUCGGGAUUGUCAGAAUAAGAUGCCGGAAGAUUGUAACAACGGGGUUGUUUAUGAUGAUUAUGUGAAUAAUUGGGAUGUAGAUUUAGAAGCUAUUAAUCCUCAGAGUGAAAAUGACAAUAAAGCCCAUGGAGAUCAAGGUUGGAACAAUGACAAUAACGGCUGCCAGGGUUGGAACAACAAUAUUCAUUAUCGAAAUGUGAAUAAUGGGGGAGGGAGGCAUAGAAGUUGGAGGUUUAAUGGGAAUAAUGAUUGUUCUUGGAGGAAUAAUGGGAAUAGGAGGAAACCAGUGGUUCAAGUCCAUGGGAAUCAAUGGGUUCAUAGGGUGCACCCGUGAGGUUAAUUAUGCAGAUGGUUUUCGUUUUCUUGAAUGUAAAGAAAACGUGUUGGCUUACCGACGCUUUCUGCUAGUUUUGUUAGUUAGUUAUCUUGGGGAAAUGUUUAAUUAAAUUUUGGAGAGUUUUGAGUAGGAGUUUGCGUACAUGUUUUAAUGUGAUGUUGAUAAGUUUUGUCGUCAUAAAACUUUGUUUUUUGGGCACCAAAUGCUUGGACAAAUCGGGUCCUUGUUGUGACAAUACAACCCAUCAACAUCAUUUCCUGAUAUGGAUUAGUAAUUAAAUAUCUAAAGUUCUGCAAGGUUUACUUUUUGGUUAAGUG